UAGUCGUGCUGACGUGCAGCGCGGCCCAAGCUGGGUGCGAGUGGCGCAGUCGGAGCCUGCUGCGGCCCCUGAGGAAACGAGGUGGCGUCCGUGUCGUCUGAGGCGGGCGGACCGGGGAGCCUAGGCAGCGGCUCCAGGCCUUGAAGAACACUUAGGUGGUCAAGCGGCGGCAGGACCUCUCCUCGAAGGCGGCAGGCGGAGGAGGAGGCGGCGGCGGGAGUGGUGGUGCCCCCCCUGGGCACAGGGCCAUGUACAACGGGAUCGGGCUGCCGACGCCCCGGGGCAGCGGCACCAACGGCUACGUCCAGCGCAACCUGUCCCUGGUGAGGGGCCGCCGUGGUGAGCGGCCUGACUACAAGGGAGAGGAGGAACUGCGGCGCCUGGAGGCUGCCCUGGUGAAGCGGCCUAAUCCUGACAUCCUGGACCACGAGCGCAAGCGGCGCGUGGAGCUGCGAUGCCUCGAGCUGGAGGAGAUGAUGGAAGAGCAGGGGUACGAGGAACAACAAAUUCAGGAGAAAGUGGCGACCUUUCGACUCAUGUUGCUGGAGAAGGAUGUGAAUCCUGGGGGCAAGGAGGAGACCCCAGGGCAGAGGCCAGCGGUAACUGAGACCCACCAGUUGGCAGAAUUAAAUGAGAAAAAGAAUGAGCGACUACGUGCUGCUUUUGGUAUCAGUGAUUCCUAUGUGGAUGGCAGCUCUUUUGAUCCACAGCGUCGUGCUCGAGAAGCCAAACCUGCUCCUGAGCCUCCCAAACCUUACAGCCUUGUGCGAGAGUCCAGCAGUUCUCGCUCACCAACCCCAAAGCAAAAGAAGAAGAAAAAGAAGAAAGAUAGAGGACGCAGGUCAGAGAGCAGCUCUCCUCGAAGGGAGAGGAAGAAAAGCUCAAAGAAGAAGAAGCACAGAUCAGAAUCUGAGUCAAAGAAACGGAAGCACAGGUCUCCCACUCCAAAGAGCAAACGUAAAUCUAAAGACAAGAAGCGGAAGCGGUCUCGUAGUACAACACCAGCUCCCAAGAGCCGCCGGGCCCACCGUUCAACCUCUGCUGACUCUGCUUCUUCCUCUGACACUUCUCGAAGUCGGUCUCGAAGUGCUGCAGCUAAAACACAUGUCUUGACUGGACGAAGUCCUUCCCCUGGUUCAGGGUGCCAAGGGGUGGGAGAUCCACCUUCUGGUGAAUUAGGUACCACAAACACACAACGGCCUAACAGUCCAGAGCUCUCUACAAAGCAGCCUAGCAGUCCUUAUGAAGACAAAGACAAGAAGGAGAAAUCUACAGUUCGAUCUAGCCCCUCUCCGGAAAGGAGCAGCACAGGCCCAGAACCACCAGCUCCCACUCCACUGCUUAUUGAGCAGCAUGCCGGCUCCCCGCUUGCAAAAACCUCUUUAAGUCAGGAGCCAGUGAACCCUCCUUCUGAGGCCUCCCCAACCCGGGGCCAUUCACCACCUAAGUCUCCUGAGAAACCUCCCCAGUCAUCUUCAGAGAGCUGCCCACCAUCCCCUCAACCUACCAAAGCUUCUCGGCAUGCCAGCUCUUCCCCUGAAAGCCCUAAACUUGCACCAGUUCCUGGCACGCAUAGAGAGAUUUCUUCUUCUCCUACACCCAAGAAUCGCUCACAUGGUCGAGCAAAGCGAGAUAAAUCACAUUCUCAUACUCCUUCUCGUAGAACGGGAAGAUCUCGUAGCCCUGCCACUACUAAGAGAGGGCGAUCUCGUUCUCGAACCCCUAAGAGAGGUCAUUCUCGGUCUAGGUCCCCACAAUGGCGUAGGUCUCGGUCUGCACAGAGGUGGGGAAGAUCUAGAAGUCCCCAGAGGCGUGGUCGCUCUAGAUCUCCUCAGCGACCAGGAUGGUCCAGGAGCAGAAAUACCCAGAGAAGAGGCAGGUCUAGGUCAGCAAGGCGAGGCAGGUCACACUCUAGAUCUCCAGCCACUAGAGGCAGAUCUCGGUCUAGAACACCAACCCGGCGUGGUAGAUCUCGGUCUAGAACACCAACCAGACGCAGGUCUCGGUCCAGAACACCUGCUAGGCGCAGGUCUCGGUCCAGAACACCAGCUCGGAGGGCCAGGUCUCGGUCUAGAACACCUGCUAGGCGCAGAUCUAGGACCCGGUCACCAGUAAGACGGAGAUCUCGUAGUAGAUCUCCAGCCAGGAGAAGUGGUAGGUCACGCUCUAGAACUCCAACCAGGCGUGGACGUUCGCGCUCUAGAACACCAGCCAGGCGUGGACGCUCGCGCUCUAGAACACCAGCUAGACGCAGUGGCCGCUCGCGCUCUAGGACUCCAGCCAGGCGUGGAAGGUCUCGAUCUAGAACACCAGCAAGACGAGGAAGAUCUCGGAGUAGGAGUCUAGUCAGACGUGGAAGAUCUCACUCUAGAACACCACCAAGAAGAGGCAGGUCUGGCUCAUCGUCAGACCGUAAAAACAAAUCCAGAGCAUCUCAGAGGAGGAGCAGGUCCAACUCAAGCCCAGAAAUGAAAAAAUCACACAUCUCAAGGCGGAGCAGAUCUCUCUCUUCACCACGAUCCAAGGCAAAAUCUCGCUUGUCUUUGAGGCGAAGCUUUUCAGGAUCUUCUCCAUGCCCUAAACAAAAGUCACAGACACCACCUAGACGCAGUCGAUCUGGAUCAUCCCAACCUAAAGCUGAAUCUAGAACACCAAGGCGAAGUCGCUCUGGUUCUUUAUCAUCACCUAAACAGAAAUCUAAAUCACCAUCAAGACAAAGUCGUUCCAGUUCACCUCCUUACAAUAAGGUGAAACCUGGAACACCACCAAAACUGGGUUCUCUAACAAGUCCCCAGACCAAUGAACAAUCUGCAACACCACAAAGACAGAGCCGAUCUGAAUCACCACCUGACCCUGAACUGAAAUCUAGGACCCCUUCUAGACACAGCUGCUCUGGGUCCUCUCCAUCACAAGUGAAAUCUCACACGUCUCCAGCACAGAGUGCAUCAAAGUCCUCAUCUCCUCAACCCACAGUGAAGGCAGUACUGUCACCAAGACGAAGCCAUUCUGGCUCCUCUUCUCCAAGUCCUGGUAGAGUGGCAUCUAGAACACCUCCAAGGCAAAGCAGAUCAGUAUCUCCUUGCUUCAAGGUGGAAUCUGGAUUGUUACCAAGGCAUAGCCAUUCUAGAUCCUCCUCACCAGAUGUCAAAGUGCAGCUUGAAACUCCAUUAAGAAUAAGCCAGUCAGGGUCUACAUCACCGUACCCCAGGGAAAAGCCCCAGACGCCACCUGGGCAGAGUCUUUCUGAAUCAAAGUCACCAUCUUCCUUGGAGAAGUCUAAAGACACAGCACCACAGAGUUGCUCUGAAUCCUCCCUCUGUCCAGGAGUAACAUCUAGCACACCAGUAGGAGAGAGCUAUUUUGACUCAUUUUUGCAACAGAAAGGACAGCCUGAAGUUUUGCCAGAGUCAAAACUUGAUGCUUCAGAUGCAGAAGUAAAACAGGGUCCUGUAGAAUCUCCAUCUUUGCAGAGCAAAUCUCAAACACCACCUAAGAGUGGCUGGUCCAGGUCCUCCUCUCCAGCCACUGAGUUGGCAUCUAGAUCUCCAAUAAAACAAGAUACAAGUGAGUUGUCAGCAAGUCCUAGGUUGAAGUCAGGCAUGUCUCCUGAACAGAGCAGGUUACCAUAUCUUGCAUUGGACUCCAAAUCUCUUCUGGGACAGAUCAGAUUAGAACCUUCUCUUGAAUCAAAAGAAAAAACAAGUGUAUCCCUUCAUGAAGACACUAGCGUUACUGCAUCACCUCCAAGACUAGAAGACAAAUUUAACCUUCCUGUGCAAGAUAGACCUGAAUCUUCACCAGCUAAAGACUCAUCUAGAAUCCCUUCAAGAGAGAGAAGUGCUGCUGGAUCACCUUUAGAUACAAAAGACCAAAAAUGUACUUCACCUGAACCAAACGGUGAGAAAUUAAUGGAGGUGAUAGAAAAAUCUGAACCACCUUCAAACCAGGUCCUGCCACAUAUGUCUCCUGAGCUUAAAGAAGUGACUGGAAGUAACUUUGAAUCAUCUCCUGAAGUAGAAGAAAGGUCAGCUGCAUCAUUGGCUCUUGAUCAAUGUCAGUCACAGCCACCUUUGGAAGCAGAAGUCCCUGCAGUGGCCUCAUGUUGGGAAGGGCCACAUUUUUCUCCAGAACAUAAAGAACUGUCUCCUGGGGAGAACAGCUUUGGAUCACCUUUAGAAUUUAGAAGUUCAGGCCCUGCCACAGAGAUGAAUACUAUAUUUUCUCCUGAAGUUAAGGAAGAUUUGAAUGGGCCCUUCCUUAACCAGCUGGAGACUGACCCAUCUGUAGAUAUGAAAGAACAAUCAAGAUCAUCCAGGCACAGUAGUUCUGAGUUAUCACCAGAAACAGCAGAAAAGGCAGGAAUGUCGUCAACUCAGAGUAUCUCGUCACCUGUACUUGAUGCUGUACCAAGAACACCAUCAAGAGAAAGAAGUAGUUCUGCAUCAUCUCCUGAAUUGAAAGAUGGUUUACCCAGAACUCCAUCAAGGAGAAGCCGAUCUGGUUCUCCAGGACUUAGGGAUGGGUCUGGGACUCCCUCUAGGCAUAGUCAUUCUGGGUCCUCUCCUGGAAUGAAAGUGUUACCUAGAACCCCAUCAAGGGGACAGAGUGAAUGUGAUUCUUCCCCAGAACCAAAAGUGUUGCCUCAGACUCCUAGACCAAGAAGUCGUUCUCCUUCAUCCCCAGAGCUCAACAAUAAGUGUCUCACCCCCCAGAGAGAGAGAAGUGAGUCAGAAUCAUCAGUUGAACCAAAAACUGCAGGAAGGACUCCCCUUGGGCAGAGAAGUCGAUCUGAAUCAUCUCAAGAACUUGAAGGGAAGCCCAGUGCAUCUCCUCAGGAAAGAAGUGAGUCAGACUCUUCUCCAGAUUCUAAAGCCAAGACACGAAGCCCACUCAGGCAGAGGAGUCAUUCUGGAUCAUCUCCAGAGGUAGACAGCAAGUCCAGAACUUCUCCUCGGCGCAGUAGGUCUGCCUCAUCCCCUGAAGUUAAAGAAAAGCAAAGAGCAGGGCCCAGGGCCCAGAGUGGUUCUGAUUCCUCUCCUGAACCCAAAGUACCUGUCCCUCGGGCUCUUCCCAAACGUAGCAGAUCAGGUUCAUCAAGUAAAGGUCGAGACCCUACUGAAGGAAGCAGCAGUUCUGAGUCUUCUCCAGAGCACCCACCCAAAUCUAGAACAGCUCGAAGAGGCUCCAGGUCCUCACCAGAGCCAAAGACCAAGUCUCGCACACCACCUCGACGUCGCAGCUCUCGAUCCUCUCCUGAGCUAACUAGAAAAGCAAGGCUGUCCCGUAGGAGCCGUUCUGCCUCCUCAUCACCAGAAACUCGCUCUAGAACUCCCCCGAGACGCCGAAGAAGUCCGUCGGUGUCUUCUCCAGAGCCAGCUGAAAAGUCAAGAUCAUCACGUCGCAGGCGCUCAGCUUCAUCUCCACGCACUAAGCCAACUUCAAGGAGAGGCCGUUCUCCUUCACCAAAGCCCCGUGGGCUACAGAGGUCUCGUUCCCGUUCACGUAGAGAGAAAACUAGGACAGCUCGACGUCGAGAUAGGUCUGGUUCUUCUCAGUCAACCUCUCGGAGAAGACAGCGGAGCCGGUCCAGGUCUCGAGUCACUCGUAGGCGGAGGGGAGGCUCUGGUUACCACUCAAGGUCACCUGCCCGUCAGGAAAGUUCCCGAACUUCCUCUCGUCGCCGAAGAGCCCGCUCUCGGACACCACCAACCAGUCGGAAGCGUUCAAGGUCACGAACGUCACCAGCCCCGUGGAAACGCUCUAGAUCUCGAGCCUCUCCAGCUGCUCACCGUCGCUCUAGGUCCAGAACACCUCUGAUUAGUCGACGUAGAUCCAGGUCUCGAACCUCACCUGUGAGUCGGAGACGGUCAAGGUCCAGGACAUCAGUGACUCGACGAAGAUCACGAUCAAGAGCAUCCCCAGUGAGUAGGCGGCGAUCCAGGUCCAGAACACCACCAGUAACCCGUCGCCGUUCAAGGUCCAGAACACCAACACGCCGGAGGUCCCGUUCUAGAACACCACCUGUGACUCGUCGAAGGUCCAGAUCUAGGACUCCACCAGUAACCAGGAGGCGAUCUCGAAGUAGAACUUCACCUAUCACUCGCAGAAGAUCAAGAUCUAGAACAUCUCCAGUCACUCGCAGGAGAUCUCGAUCCCGCACAUCUGUUACUCGAAGAAGGUCCCGCUCUCGAACCUCUCCAGUGACGCGCCGCCGCUCAAGGUCCCGAACACCUCCAGCUAUUAGGCGUCGCUCUAGAUCUCGAACACCACUGUUGCCACGGAAACGUUCUCGAAGUCGCUCACCUCUUGCUUUACGCCGCCGUUCUAGAUCCCGAAGUCCACGAGCAGCUCGGGGUAAACGGUCCUUAACAAGGUCUCCUCCAGCAAUCCGCAGGCGUUCUGCAUCUGGAAGUAGUUCUGAUCGUUCACGAUCUGCUACUCCUCCGGCAACAAGAAAUCAUUCUGGUUCUCGGACACCACCUGUAGCACUCAGCAGUUCCAGAAUGAGCUGCUUCAGUCGUCCUAGCAUGUCACCAACUCCUCUUGACCGAUGUAGAUCACCUGGAAUGCUUGAACCCCUUGGCAGUGCUAGAACACCCAUGUCUGUCCUACAGCAGAGCAGUGGCUCCAUGAUGGAUGGUCCAGGUCCCCGAAUACCUGAUCAUCCAAGAGCAUCUGUGCCAGAAAAUCACGCUCAGUCUAGAAUUGCACUUGCGCUGACUGCCAUCAGUCUUGGCACUGCUCGGCCACCUCCAUCCAUGUCUGCUGCUGGCCUUGCUGCAAGAAUGUCCCAAGUUCCAGCUCCAGUGCCUCUCAUGAGUCUUAGAACAGCACCAGCUGCCAACCUUGCUAGCCGGAUUCCUGCAGCCUCUGCAGCCGCCAUGAACCUAGCCAGUGCCAGAACACCUGCCAUCCCAACAGCAGUGAAUCUGGCUGACUCAAGGGCCCCAGCUGCAGCAGCAGCUAUGAACUUGGCCAGCCCCAGAACAGCAGUGGCACCUUCAGCUGUGAACCUUGCUGAUCCUAGAACCCCUACAGCCCCAGCUGUGAACCUAGCAGGAGCCAGAACCCCAGCUGCAUUGGCAGCUUUGAGUCUCUCAGGCUCUGGCACACCCUCAAAUGCUGCAAAUUACCCUGCUAGCUCCAGAACGCCUCAGGCUCCAGCCUCCGCAAACCUGGUGGGUCCUCGAUCUGCACAUGCCACAGCUCCUGUGAAUAUUGCUAGCUCCAGAACACCUGCAGCCUUGACUCCUGCAAGUCUCACCAGUGCUAGGGUGGCACCAGCAUUGUCUGGUGCAAACCUCACUAGCCCUAGGGUACCCAUUUCUGCUUAUGAACGUGUUAGUGGCAGAACUUCACCCCCACUUCUUGACCGAGCCAGGUCCAGAACACCACCAUCUGCCCCUAGCCAGUCUAGGAUGACCUCUGAGCGGGCCCCAUCCCCUUCCUCCAGAACGGUUCAGGGGCCUUCACAGUCUGUACCCCCAGCACAGGAUCGACCUAGGUCCCCAGUACCAUCUGGUUUUUCAGACCAGUCCCGUGCUUCAGUGGCCCAGUCUGCCCCUGGAGCAGGGUCUCAGUCCCUUUCCUCUGGGACUACAAUGAAGAUCUCAUCUUCUGCUGGUGAUCACAAUGGCAUGCUCUCUGGCUGUGCCUCUGGGGUGUCCCACCCUGAGGAUGGGGAGCCACCUGCCUCAACUGGGGCCCAGCAGCCUUCUUCAUUGGCCACCUUGCAACCAGCAAAGGAGCGGCGGAGUUCCUCCUCCUCCUCAUCUUCUAGCAGCUCUUCCUCCUCAUCAUCAUCCUCGUCGUCAUCAUCAUCCUCAGGCUCCAGUUCUAGUGACUCAGAGGGCUCUAGCCUUCCUGUUCAACCUGAGGUGGCAGUGAAAAGGGUCCCCAGCCCCACCCAAGCCCCAAAGGAGGUUGUACGAGAGGGACGUCCUCCGGAGCCAACUCCAGCCAAGCGGAAGAGGCGCUCUAGCAGCUCCAGUUCCAGCUCCUCAUCUUCCUCUUCCUCCUCCUCUUCUUCCUCCUCUUCUUCCUCUUCCUCCUCUUCCUCUUCCUCCUCCUCUUCCUCCUCUUCCUCUUCUUCCUCCUCUCCCUCCCCUGCUAAGCCUGGCCCUCAGGCCUUACCCAAACCUGCAAGCCCCAAGAAACCAGCCCCUGGGGAGCGGAGGGCUCUGGUCUGGCCACCGUCAUCUUCUCCCGACUCUGUCCACAGCCUCCUCCCUGUCUCCCUGCCUCCACGCCAUUCUCUUCCACACGUAGCCAGAGGGAUCUUUCUAAAACGCACAUCUGGUUACUUCCCUCCACUCCACAAAUCCUUCCGGGACGCCCUGUGGCCUUCAGGAUAAAGCCCCACCUCUGCGGGAAUGGCGUGUGAGGCUCUUCACCAGCUGGCCUUGCCCACCCUGUGCUCCUCUGCCCGCCCCCAUACAUGCCCUGUGCUCCAGCCACACUCAGCGCCUUGCAGUCUAAGGAGAGCCCCAUGCCUUUGGACAUGCUGUUCCUUCUGCCUGGAAUUUCCUUGUCCGCCUGGUGAACUCCUCGUUCUGCAAGACUCCACUCAAAACAGCACCUUCAAGAAGACUGCCCUGCCCCUUCCCUGCCUUGUCCUUGUACCCCUACCCCUGGGUCCCCAGCCCAUCGCACAUCAAUUCCUGCGGGGCUGUUUCCCACACAAGGGGCCCUGUGUUUCUCCCAUGUUGGCCUUCUUCACUCCCAGACUGAGCUCCUCCAAGGGCAGGGACUGUCUUUUUUUCUUUGCAUCCCCCGCUGUACCCUGGGCCCUGCCCACUGGGGGCACUCGGUGGAUGUUAUGCGGGCGGAUGGGUGAGUGCAGACAAAGGUCCCGCAGUCCUCGAAAACCAAUAGACUCCCUACGAGACUCCAGGUCCCUGAGUUACUCACCUGUAGAGCAUCGGCGUCCCUCGCCCCAGCCCUCACCACGGGACCAGCAGAGCAACAGUGAACGGGUUUCCCGAAGGGGCCAACGUGGGGACAGCCACUCUCCAAGCCACAAGCGCAGAAA
Cavia porcellus (domestic guinea pig) is the source of this 9031-nucleotide messenger RNA. RefSeq names its product serine/arginine repetitive matrix 2 (gene Srrm2). The record is from RefSeq and is a predicted model, not a curated record. NCBI's taxonomy places the organism in Eukaryota, Metazoa, Chordata, Mammalia, Rodentia, Caviidae. Gene Ontology annotation, molecular function: protein binding; mRNA binding. The transcript has 15 exons. The coding region runs from base 249 to 8354 and encodes 2701 amino acids.